AUGGAUGAGAUCGAAUAUGCUUCAGAUUCAGGGCACGGCUAUGAUCGCAGUUUAACAAUACAAACGGAAUCAAUAUACGAAUACGAACGCUAUUUAGGAGCUACUGAAGGGAUAGCUUUCAACAUAAAUAGUAUUAUCGGAAGUGGAAUUUUUCUAACGCCUGGUAACGUGUGGAGACUGACUAAAUCUCCGGGAGCCGCUUUAUUGUUUUGGAUUGUCGGAGGUCUUAUUAGUCUACUUGGCAGUUUAAUUUAUGCUGAG
This is a messenger RNA of Scutellospora calospora, 261 nucleotides long. The record is from the annotation of a GenBank genome assembly. NCBI's taxonomy places the organism in Eukaryota, Fungi, Glomeromycota, Glomeromycetes, Diversisporales, Gigasporaceae.